AUGACGCGGGUCAUUGACGAGACCCGCGUCAGACCCAGCCUCCCGCAGCCCCUCCGGUCGGAUGCCUCUGGAAGCCGGCGCGUUACACCGGGCAGCGGCAAGAUGGCUCCAAGGAAGAACGCGUCUGAGGAUAUGGAGAAACUAAGAAGAGCGAUUGAAUUCCUAACCGAGGAGGUUUCCUCGGUCAAAACGCAGCAAAAAGGAAUUUUCAGCUUAGUGGAGGAGAUCAAGGCACUUCGUAUUCAAAAUGCAGAAAAGGACAAGAAAAUCGAGCGACUACAAAGUCGGGUUGCAGAGCUGGAGCAACACGCGAGAUUAAACGAGGAUUUUGGGAUGGAAGGAUAUGAGUUUGUGCAUCUGAAUCGAAACAAUAAGACUGGUGGAGGUGUGGGAUUUUUUGUGAAAAAUGAGUUGAAUGCUAAGAUUGUUGACAAAAUGACGGUAUGUGUGGAUGACUUACUGGAAUGCGUCACAAUUGAAAUUGGUUUAGAAAAAAUGAAGAAUGCUGUUAUCAGUUGUGUUUACAGAGCACCGGGAGGAAAUGUUGAAUUAUUUACUGAAUGGUUUGGGCACUUCUUUAAUAAGACACAGAUGCUUUUAUUCAUCUGUGGAGAUUUCAAUAUUAAUCUCAUGAAUACAGGACAUAGAAAGACGGAACAGUUUAUAAAUACAGUCUACAGCAUGGGUCUAUAUCCAACCAUUACCAGACCAACAAGAUUAACUUGUCACAGUGCCAAGUUGAUUGACAACAUAUUUACAAACUACAUGGAAAAUAGCAUAGAAAGUGGUAUAUUAAUUACAGACAUAUCUGACCAUUUACCAAUUUUUACAUUAUUUAAUUGCAAUUAUAGAAGAAAGAAGCUUGCAAUUAAUGGGUUUAGAUAUAAAAGAAUUAAAACAGAGGGAGCCAUGAUGGCUUUAAAACAGGAUUUAUUACAUCAAAACUGGGAGCUUGUGUACAUCGAAGAAAAUGUAAAUGCAGCCUAUGAGAAAUUUAUGGAUAUGUUUAAUAUGGCGUACAAUAAGCACUGCCCAGUAAAGAAAUUUAAAGAAAGCAUUAAACAGAUAAAUAGUCCAUGGGUGACAGAGGGGUUGAGGAGGGCGUGUAUGAAGAAGAACUCAUUGUAUAGACAUUUUCUUAAAAAAAGGACAGUGGAAGCAGAAGUAAAAUACAAGUGGUACAAAAAUAAAUUAACUAAUAUAUUGAGGUCUUGUAAGAGGGAAUACUACAAUAAAUUGCUGGAAGGAAAUAAAAAUAAUAUUAAAGGUAUAUGGACUAUCUUAAACAGCAUUGUGAGAAAGGAGUCAAAGGGAAUAAAAUUACCGGAAUAUUUUACUGAAAAGGACAAAAUUAUAAAGGAUAUGACUGACGUUGCAAAUGGUUUUAAUAGGUUCUUUGUCAAUGUUGGACCUGAGCUUGCGUCAAAAAUAUCAGAGACAAAUACAUCUGUCUGCGAAGACAUGGGGGAAAGGAACCCAUACACAAUGUUUCUGGGAAGCCGUACCCCUCCCCCAUUUCCGGUCCCCUCCCCCACUCCAGGAAGCCGUACCCCUCCCCCAUUUCCGGUCCCCUCCCCCACUCUAGGAAUUCGAAACUGA
Molecule: messenger RNA, 1599 nt
Organism: Fundulus heteroclitus (mummichog)
Lineage: Eukaryota; Metazoa; Chordata; Actinopteri; Cyprinodontiformes; Fundulidae
Exons: 4
Coding region: 1-1599 (532 amino acids)
Source: RefSeq, a predicted model, not a curated record